AUGGCUCCAGCCAUCAGCUGUGUCUUUUUAGUGGCACUUUUUUCAACCAGCUGUGAAGCCAUCGCCUCCUCAGAUCAGAUGUGCAUUGAGAAAGAAACCAACAAAACAUACAACUGUGAAAAUUUGGGUCUCGGUGAAAUUCCUGGCACUCUACCAAACUCAACAGAAUGUUUGGAAUUCAGCUUUAAUUUCUUGCCUACAAUUCAAAAUACCACCUUCAGCAGACUUGUAAAUCUCACCUUUCUGGAUUUAACCAGGUGCCAGAUUUACUGGAUACAUGAAGAUACUUUCCAAAGCCAACAUCAGUUAGACACACUUGUGCUAACUGCAAAUCCCCUGAUAUUUAUGGCAGAAACAUCACUUAAUGGACCCAAGUCACUGAAACACCUGUUCUUCAUCCAAACAGGAAUGUCCAGUCUUGACUUUAUCCCCAUGCACAAUCUGAAAAACUUGGAAAGUCUCCAUCUUGGAAGCAACCAUAUCUCUUCCAUUAAGCUCCCCAAAGACUUCCCAACAGAGAAGCUGAAAGUUCUGGAUUUUCAAAACAAUGCUAUCCAUUACCUGUCUAAAGAAGAUGUGGGAUCUCUACAGCAGGCCACUAAUCUGAGCCUUAACUUAAAGGGAAAUGACAUCACACGGAUAGAGCUUGGGGCUUUCAAGUCAACUAUCUUCCAAAGUUUGGACUUUGGAGGGACUCUUGAUUUGCUGGUUAUAUUCAAGGGUUUGCAGAACUCCACUGUCCAGUCUCUCUGGCUGGGGACCUUUGAGGACAUUAAUGAUGAAGACAUUAAUUUCUCUGUGUUUGAUGGUCUCUGUGAAAUGUCUGUUGAGAGCAUGUACCUGCAGAAGCAUCACUUCUUCAACAUCUCAUCCAAUACAUUCCACUGCUUCACCAGCCUCCAGGAACUGGACCUUACAGCCACUCACCUGAAAGAAUUACCCUCUGGAAUUGUGGGACUAAAAAGCCUCAAGAAAUUAGUUCUCAGUGCAAAUAAGUUUUCUAACUUGUGUCAAAUCAAUGCUGCCAAUUUCCCCUCCCUUACACACCUUUACAUCAAAGGCAACACGAAGAGACUUGAUCUUGGUACUGGCUGUUUAGAAAACCUAGAAAAUCUUCAUCUGCUGGAUCUAAGUCAUGAUGACAUUGAAACUUCUGAUUGCUGCAACCUGCAACUCAAAAACCUGUCUCACUUACAAAGCCUAAACUUGAGCUAUAAUGAACCCCUGGGCCUAAAGACAGAGGCAUUCCAAGAAUGUCCUCAGCUAGAACUCCUGGAUUUGGCAUUUACCCGGUUAAGGGUUAAUACUGCACAAAGUCCCUUCCAGAACCUUCAUCUUCUGAAGGUUCUAAAUCUCUCCCACUGCCUCCUUGACACCAGUAAUCAGCAUAUCCUUGAUGGCCUGCCAGUGCUCCAGCAUCUGAACUUACAGGGAAACAACUUUCCAAAUGGGAAUAUCCAAAAGACCAACCCACUUCAGACACUGGAAAGCCUAGAAAUCCUAAUUUUAUCAUUCUGUGAUCUGUCCUCCAUAGACCAGCAAGCCUUCAUUAGUCUUAAGAUAAUGAAUCAUGUAGACCUAAGUCACAACAGGCUGACAUCCAGUAGCAUCGAGGCUCUUAGUCAUCUUAAAGGGAUCUACCUCAAUCUAGCUGCCAAUCACAUUGGCAUCAUCCCAUCUGGUCUCCUCCCCAUCUUGUCCCAGCAAAGAACUAUUAAUUUAAGAGGAAAUCCCCUGGACUGCACUUGCUCAAAUAUUUACUUUUUAGAAUGGUACAAAGAAAACAUGCAAAAACUUGAGGACACAGAGAACACUUUUUGUGCAAAUCCUCCAUUGCUGAGGGGAGUCAAGCUAUCUGAUGUCACACUGUCAUGCAGUAUCACAGCUGUGGGCAUUUUCUUUCUCAUUGUAUUCUUGCUUUUGUUCACUGUUGUGUUGAUUUUUGCAGUGAAAUAUUUUCUCAGGUGGAAAUACCAACAUAUUUAG
Messenger RNA from Cricetulus griseus (Chinese hamster), 1986 nucleotides. The record is from RefSeq and is a predicted model, not a curated record. NCBI's taxonomy places the organism in Eukaryota, Metazoa, Chordata, Mammalia, Rodentia, Cricetidae.